AUGGCCUCCCAAGACCAAGACCGCCUCAUCCUCCCCAUCAUCGACGCCCACAUCCACAUCUACCCCGAAUCAGAAAACCCCAACCUCGCCUGGCACACCCCCGACCACCCUCUCGCCGGCCAGUUCUCCGUCGACCAGUUCAAGCACGCCACCCGCUCCGCCCCGUCCCUGCUGGGCUUCAUCUUCGUCGAGACGGACCGCAAAAACGACCUCGAGGCAAUCACCUCGGGCGACGCCGAGGCCGGGUGGGACGGCCCCCUCAAGGAAGUCCGCUGGCUGAAGCGCGUCGCCCUCGGCACGCCCCUCGAGGGCGAAGGCCACUCCCCAGAGGACAAGUCGCUAUGCCUGGCCAUUGUGCCCUGGGCCCCCGUGCCCUGCGGAGCGGCCAUCAUGGAAAAGUACCUCGCGAGGGUCGAGGAGGAGGCCGGCGAGGCGUGGCCCAAGGUCAAGGGGUUCAGGUACCUCCUCCAGGACAAGCCGCACGGCGUCGGGCUCGAGGACAAGUUCAUCGAGGGGCUCAAGUAUCUGGGCAAGCGCGGCUUCGUCUUCGAAGUGGGCAUUGACCAGCACCGCCGAGGCCGCAAGCAGCUCGAGGAGACCGUCGAGAUGAUUGGCCGAGCUCACGACGGCGUCCCCGACGACGAAAAGGUCACCUUUAUCAUCAACCACCUCUGCAAGCCCGACCUCACCGUCUACAACGUCUCCUCCGACCCCUCCUUCACCGCCUGGCGCACCGCCAUCUUCUCCCUCGGCAAAUGCGCCCGCACCUACAUGAAGCUCUCCGGAGGCUUCGCCGAGAUGACCCCCGCCCUGCGCGAACAGGACCCUUCCCACAUCUUCCAGUCCACCUUGCCCUGGCUCGGCGUCGUCCUCGCCACCUUUGGGCCCUCCCGCAUCAUCUUCGCCAGCGACUGGCCCGUCUGCGCCGUCGGCUUCGACAAGCACGACUUGACCGAUGAGUCGGGCGAGGCCUGGCCCAAGUGGAGGGAGGUGGUCGAGAAGAUGUGCUGGAUGGCCUCGCUGGGCGACGAGGAUCGCGCCAUGAUCUUUGGGGGUACGGCUAAGCAAGCGUAUGGGCUGUGA
This is a messenger RNA of Trichoderma aggressivum f. europaeum, 1083 nucleotides long. RefSeq lists its product as uncharacterized. Lineage: Eukaryota; Fungi; Ascomycota; Sordariomycetes; Hypocreales; Hypocreaceae. The transcript is spliced from 2 exons. Gene Ontology annotation, molecular function: hydrolase activity. The record is from RefSeq and is a predicted model, not a curated record. Bases 1 to 1083 code for a protein of 360 amino acids.